AUUGAUCCCUUGCAGGGUUACUUGAACAAGCCCGAAGAAGGAGGAUCCCAUGAGAAUGGAAGACCACAUUAUACCUUAGACUCUGAUGGAACAUUUAUUUCUUACAGGUUGGUUCUGCUGGCUGAGUGUUUUUCCUGUGUUCCAGCCAGCUACUAGAAUUCCUAUGGAGUACACACCAAAGAAAGGAAACAAGAGAGAUAAGCUGUGUCUCCAUUUCUCCAUCCCUCUCCAGCUGUCUGUCAUAAUGCUAGUUUGCACAGUGCUUCCAUCUUGUGUACCUCUUGUCUUCCCCUGCUAAGAAGCAGCUUUCUCCCAUCCUCACAAUCAUCCUUGGUUGUCUUCACUGAUUUUUUUAAAACCACCUGUAGGUAAGAAUGUGGCUCCUUUUUCUCAUGUGGCCAAAGAUCUCCCAGAGAAGAGGAAAACGGAGGAAGAUCUGGAGCCCUAUGCCACUACAGUUGCCCCUUUUCUCCUCCUGCCUUCUAUGUCCUCCAUAAAAAAACACCAAGAGAUUGUUCCUAUGUUUUUUCACAUAGCUCAGACACUAAAAAUUAGAGCAGAAGGCCUACUGGAUCCUGUCUUUCUACAAGGAAGUUCCUUUCAGAGCUUGGCUUCCUUGUCUACCCUACUGUUUCCAAGAUUGAAGAGUCAGGCUAUCCCAACCCCACAAAGCUUUCACCUUACCAAGAAACCUGAAAUAGAUGGCUUCUCAGUUUGGUUCCCUGCUGUCCACAAGGCUUCCCAAUUAAGAUUUGAUUUUGUCUGUACAACUUCAAUCUCUCCUUGCAGUCCUCUGUUCUGACCCUUUUGAACCAUUAAAUUUGAUAGCCUUUAACCUUCUCUUAGUAGAGGUGGCCUGUUUGGUUUCCGUCAUUUCAUCUCCAUGUGUGGGCACUCCAGUUGUGAUUUUCUGUGAGGGGAAGGUAAUCCUCUGUACCCAUAAUGGUUCUCUCCUUAUGGGAUUUUUGUCUGAAUACCAGGAGUCCCUUAAGGCCCUCUGACAUUUUGUGUCAAUGCAGAGAACUUAGAGAAAAAUGCAAAUCUUCAAAAUCAUUUCAGAAAUUCCUUUCCUUUCUCAUUAUGUUGGGUGCAGAUCUCUCCAAUCCUCCUUAAUUGUCUUCACUGAUUUUUUUUAAACCAUCUGCAGGCAAGAAUAUGGCUCCUUUUUCUCAUGUGGAUAUGUCUGUCACUUUUUUAAAUCCAGAUUCUUUUAUUCCACAGCUGAUUUCCUCUGUACAAAUCUCUUCCAGGCGACUCCACUAGAGCAAUUUCCUCCUUUUUGAACCAAGAAGGAAGAAGCCUCAAUUGAGGCAUCUUGUCUCAACACUACUGUGUGGCUCUAACUACUUUAGCAUGCACUCGUGGCAGUAAAGAAUGGGAAGAACUAUUUGUAAACAACAAUUACUUGGCAACAAUACGGCUGAAGGGGAUUAAUGGGCAGCUGAGAAGCAGCAGGUUCCGUAGUGUUUGUUGGAAGUUGUUUCUAAAUGUUCUACCACAAGACAGAAGUCAGUGGAUAAAUAAAACUUCAAAAUUAAGAACAUGGUAUAACAAGAUUAAAGAAAUACAUAUUACAAACCCUCGGAAAGCUGGACAGCAGGAUCUGGUCAUCAACAAUCCACUUUCACAGGAUGAGGGGUCCCUUUGGAACAAAUUUUUCCAGGAUAAAGAGCUUCGAGCAAUGAUUGAACAAGAUGUGACAAGAACAUUUCCUGAAAUGCAGUAUUUCCAACAAGAAUGCGUGAGAAAAAUUCUUACAGAUGUUCUGUUCUGUUAUGCUAGAGAAAAUGAGCAGUUGCUUUAUAAACAGGGUAUGCACGAACUUUUAGCACCUAUAAUCUUUAUCCUGCAUUGUGACCACCAAGCAUUUUUACAUGCGAGUGAAGCUGCACAGCCAAGUGAGGAAAUGAAAGCUCUUUUGAACCCUGAAUAUCUGGAACAUGACGCCUAUGCAAUGUUCACACAUCUUAUGAAAACUGCAGAACAUUGGUUUUCGACAUUUGAACAUGACAUUCAGAAGGAGAAAGAUGCAAUGAUGACGCCUAUACCAUUUGCGAGGCCACAGGAUUUAGGUCCAUCUAUUGCUAUAGUAACUAAAGUAAACCAGAUACAGGAUCACCUGCUGAAGAAACAUGAUAUUGAGCUGUACAUGCAUCUGAACAGGCUAGAAAUUGCUCCACAGAUUUAUGGACUACGAUGGGUAAGACUCCUUUUUGGACGAGAAUUCCCACUUCAGGACCUUCUUGUUGUCUGGGAUGCUUUAUUUGCCGACAGCAUCACCCUGGAUUUAGUUGACUACAUUUUUGUAGCCAUGUUGUUGUAUAUUAGAGAUGCCUUGAUCUCAAGUAAUUAUCAGACCUGUUUGGGACUCCUGAUGCACUAUCCACCUAUAGGAGAUGUACACUCCCUCAUCCUAAGAGCACUGUUUCUCAGAGAUCCAAAGAAAAAUCCAAGACCAGUGACUUACCAAUUCCAACAAAAUUUAGAUUAUUACAAAGCACGUGGAGCAGACUUGAUGAAUAAAACCCGAGCCAGUGCAAAGGUUGCUCCACUGAACAUUAAUAAAGUCUCCAAUAGCUUGCUUAAUUUUGGUCGAAAGCUGAUUGCCCCAGCUAUGGCUUCAGGUAGUCCUGCAGGCCCAGCUAUUAGUGCUAGCAGCAGCAGCUUUCCUUCUGCUGUAAUGCCCAUCAGGAGCACUGUGGAGCCCCUCCAGCACCAACACCUUCAGGCGCAGCAGCAACAGCAGAGAAUGAUGAAAUCAGAAAGCAUGCCAGUUCAGCUGAGCAAAGGAGAUGUAGUUACAGGCAGCGAAGCACAGAUGACUGUUCCUGCUCAGAAUCUAACAGCCCUCCAAGGCCAAAGUUCAAAAAAUGUCAGUUCAUCUCCAAGCAGAGAGAGCUUAUCUGCAGGACGUGAAUACACAGGAUCGCCUCCUUUAUCUGCAUCCAAGAAAGAUUUCUUUUUCAGCACCAUCUCCCGCUCUCGUUCCCACAGCAAAACUAUGGGCAGAAAAGAGUCUGAGGAAGAAUUGGAGACUCAAAUUUCAUUUCUCCAAGGACAACUAAAUGACCUAGAGGCCAUGUGCAAAUACUGUGCAAAAAUGAUGAACACACAUCUUGGAAAUAUUCAAGAGGUCAUAUUACAGGAACACUUGGAGAAAGAAGAUGAAAUUCUAGUAUCCCUGGCAGGCUUGAAGCAGGUCAAGGAUAUUCUAAAGGGUUCCCUGCGUUUCAACCAGAGCCAGCUGGAGGCUGAAGAAAAUGAGCAAAUCACAAUAGAAGAUGAUCAUUACUGUUCCAGCAGUCAGAACAAGGAGAUGGGUGAUGCCCUAAAAGGAUCUGUUAUAGCAAAGCAACACUUCUCAACGCUUCAGGCAACAGCUGAAACGAGCAGAAAUUCAGAGAGCAGAAGUACUGAUGACUAUAUCCUGGUUUCUGAAGAAGAGGAGGGAAAUAAAGGUGCUGUCUCUGAGCACAAGCAGUCGCUUCAGGCACACAAGGAGGCGGCAACAAAGAAUGAAGCUCCAUCUCAUUCUUCUUUGGUCUUUUCUGAUCCACUCAUGGGCUCCAUUUCUGCCUCCUCUAGUAACCUGAGUUCCAGCCCUGAUGAUGAUGAUAGCAAUAAUAGCAAGGAUUCUGACUUCACUAUUGUCAGCCCCUUGGACAUCUAAUUAAACAUCUUGGAGAGCUUGUGAGGUCAGUUACUAAACCUCAGCUGAAAUAACUUUAAUUCCACAGGGCUGGACGACUGAAUCAGAAGGGCAGAAGGUAUAUAAAGAUAACCCAUUCCAGCUGCUAAAAGCCUAGCUAAUAGAUCAGAGCAAAUUUGGUACAGGCAGUAUAUUGCAACCCUCCAAAGAGUAUAAAAAUUUUGUAAUGGUUACCUUAACCGCUGCAGUAGUAUCCAGACCCAAUAUAGAACUACUGCUAGUUGUAGGGUUAUGUUAGUGGCUUCUAGAACUAUAGUACUAUUUACUUAGUUUCUCGCCACAUAGAAUAACCUGCAGCAUAUAUUCUAAAGGGUACCCAUAGGAGAGGAGACAAAACUACAACUAAUACAUUUCCUUUUUCCAACAUGCCAGGUUAGGCUUAUGCUGGGUGGGAAGGGAACUAUUCCACUAGAGAUUAUGGGUAGAAAAUGAGGGGAGGCAAAUCAAAGAGAUGCAAAGCAUCCUUUAGCAACUGGUUCAGCAGCUGGUAUCAAGAUUACUGGAGUCACUGCAAAACCUCUGACUAGUACUCGGAGAGAGAAACUAUAAAAGAUAAGACCGGCACUUCAGGUAUAGAACACGAAAUCAAAUCUAAAAUAGCCUCUUUAAAGCACUGGGAAGCUUGAAUCUAUACUAGUUAAAAGACUUCUAAUAUUUCUGAGUGAGGUGGUGCGGGGUUUGUGUGUUGUAGUAGUAUUCCUUUGAAAUCUGUUUCUGUAAAUGUUUUAAGAACUGUACAGCCUCUUUUGUGUAUAAGAAUCAAGUCCAUUCAUGAUGGAUGGUGCUGAGGUUUUCCUUCAUGGCAAUUCUGUAACAGUUUAAGAAAUAAUUCACUGAGAAAUGUGAAUUGGAGUUAUCCCUAUUUAUUUGAUUAGAAGCACUGUCCAUUGUCCCACAGGAGUCCUGAAUUCCAAGGGACUAUGAGAUUCCUUUUCCUCUAGCUAGAGGAAUCUGAGUGGUGACUUUUGCUGAAGUAUAACAGUAGUUCUCAGUCAACACAUCUGUUCUGAAGUAUAAAAAUAUGCCGUAGGCAUGGCUGUGAAAAGGAGUGGGAUGUAGUUUGAAAAUGAAAAUGAUGUGGAGACUGAUUCCAAAUUAUGGAGUUGUUGAAAAUCAUCCACCUUGCUGGAGUAAUUUGUUUGUUACUGUGGUAAGGAGAGAAGGCAAAGGAGAACUCUAUUUAGAUUCCUAGGGAUGUCUGCAACAAAAGAGAACGAUAAAAUGAAAGAACUUCUACGACUGUGUCUAAAAGUGAUUCACGAUUACAUGGAGAGAUGAACAUUUAUAUGCUGCUAAUGGAGAGAUGAAAACUUCCCUUUGCAGGUAGCUUGAUUGGGUUUGAUCUUUCCUUCUGAAGCUAAAUGAAGUUGCCCUUGCUCUGAUUUAGGAAUGCCACCAGGUUUGUUCUCAGUAGAAGAGUCCUGAGUUCUUAAUCUUUAAUCCCACAAUACCUGGUGCAGGUUAAAGACACAAGUUCGUGUCCCAUUUUUAAUGCUUCCUCACUCCUGUGUUAAAGUAGAACCAACUGGCAAAUUUUGGAAAGGAUGGGGACCUGAACAACAGAGUCCUGCGUCUUUUUGCCUAAUAUUUUUUUCUCCUCAGAGGUAACACUACACCUCUUACACCUAAUUAUAUUGACUAAUUUCACUUUCCCGGGGAAGAAUUAGAGUUUACUGAGAUUAACAUGUCUAAAUCAGUGGUUUGCUAGGGAAAUUUAACCAUCUGAUGGUGUUAGAACUGAGCAGACUGAAUUAAAACAGCUUCCAGCUAUCAGGUGAACAUAACUUACCAGGGAAGGAGGAAAAGAGCCCUGAGGCACUCAUAAUUAAAAGCACUUUAUAUUGCAUUGCUACUAACCAUGUAUUCUCUGUAUACAAAUACGACAUGAUCUUCCCCAUUGCUAGUCAAGAAAAAGGCAGUGGUUCAAUGAGGUCAAGAUUCUAAUUAAUUCUCUAACUUGUUUUUCUAUUUGGAAAAGGAAAUCUCUUUCCCAUGAAAUGUAGAAUGCAUCUGAUAAUACAUGUGGGGUUGUUUUUUGCACUCCAUAAUCAUUCUUAAACUCUUCGGAAGUAACAAAAAUAAAUUAUUAAUAAAUGGAAGCCUACUUUUUCAGCAGCUCUGAGGAAAUUCACUUAUAGAAAGAAUGCCACUAAAUUACUAUAUACACAACAACAACAACAAAAACCCUCCAUGUUUAUAGGAUUUUAUUUUACAGGAUUCAUACCAUGUAACCAUGCAAUAACUUUGUAAUUGCAUGACAAAUGUUAUGUUAUUAAUAAUUGGUACAUACAAUUAUCAAUUCAUCUGCAAGUAACUGGAGUUAAAUACAGUUUUUCAAAGUUAGAUGAUGUGAUAUACUGUAGUUGGCUCUUACAAGGUCUAGUGUUGAAGACUGAAAUGAAAAGGUAAUUAUCACAUAAUUACAGAGUAGCGGCCAUACACGUACACAUUUGAAAGCCACCACAUAAUUCUUCAAAAAUUAUUUGUGCCUUAUAAAAUGAAGAAAUACUGGAAUGUUAUAAGCAGGUUUAGCAUCAUGUGUGUGACACACUAGUGUGCUGAACAGUCACGAUGGCUGUUUUUGCUGAAAGAUCUUAAACGCAUAACAUUUUGGAGGGGUUUGUAUGUUGGUGUAAUUCUAAUCCUCUCAUUUCUACAUCUUCACAAAAAACAUUUCAGGAUUUAACCUGCAUGCCUGUGUGCAGGUUUAUUUUGUAUCCCUGAGUUUGUGUGAAUGCCAGAGGAUUAAAUAGCUGUUAUUUUAAAGCCUUCAGGCUUUUCUAGCAUUCCCCCCUUCCAGCUAGAGUUGGUGCUGAUGUGGCACAAAGGUGAAUCUAGUCAGGAAGUGCAUAUGUAAAGAUGGGGGAAGUGUUAUGCAGAUCCAGAGAAUCAAGAAGUACUGUGUUUCAGAAAACCAAAAUCUUCAGUGACCACAGCAGUCUGGCAGGGAUAAAACAUUUUAAUUUUUAAUCUUUUUUUAAGCAUCCUUUUGUUUUCUGUCCAUUUACUCCAGGGAUCACAUUAUCAUUCUCUUGAACAAUCUCAAUGCUAUAAAAGAAUGUGAUCUGUACAGUUCUCUUAUUCUUUAAAAUUAGUGGUUAUGUCAUUAAUAGCACAUUUUUAAGCAAAGCUGAAAGUAUAAAACUUUUUUUAAAACUCACAAGUUUUGCUGAAUAUCUAUUGUGCCAUGGGAUUUGAACAAUAGACAUUGUUCAGUAUAGAGUAGAGAGACAUUAAUACAAAUGAAAUUUGAGUGAAUCCCAUUGGAUGAAUCCACUUUGGUUAUACCAUGUCCCUCUACGUUCCAAAUACUGUUCAUAGCUGCUGUUUGAUCAUACUGGAAAUGUCAUUAGACUCUUAUAUACAUUAAGCCAAAUAGCUAUAGUUUGGACAAAAUGACAGAUAAUCACCCUAUCUUGCCUUAUGUUACAAAUAUACCCAGGAAGAAAUUUCCAUUUUAAAACACAGGAUUAUUCUUUCUUCCAAAGAGGACCUGCUCAUAAUGUUCAUGGAUAACAGUAAUCUGAUAGAAAAUAUAUGCAUUGUAAAUUACAGAUAAGUACUAAGGUGGGACUUUAAAAAAUAUACCUGAGCCAAUUUGAGGCUUAUUGUACUGUAUCUCAAGUCUGUACCAUAUGACUGUUUCAAGUCUUGUGCAUGUAACGUCAGUCAUACCUUACUGCAGAAAGGCAGUCACCAUAUUUUGACUGGGUAUUCAUUUAGCUGUGGAAAUUUGUAUCUUCACUCUGAAAGAAUGUCUAACCUGCUUUAUUAAAGAAAGAACUAACAAAUGCAAA
Messenger RNA from Dermochelys coriacea (leatherback sea turtle), 7506 nucleotides. It is a transcript of the gene TBC1D5, whose product is annotated as TBC1 domain family member 5. The record is from RefSeq and is a predicted model, not a curated record. Lineage: Eukaryota; Metazoa; Chordata; Testudines; Dermochelyidae. The transcript is spliced from 22 exons. Bases 1682 to 3670 code for a protein of 662 amino acids. Gene Ontology annotation, biological process: activation of GTPase activity. Gene Ontology annotation, molecular function: GTPase activator activity.